GAAGUGAGUGGGAGAGGAAGCAGCUGGUGAUGCUGGAACAAACAUGGCCGUCCCGGUACCCCUCGGCCGCUCCGGCUCCUUCUGCCUGCGGCUGCUACGACUGCUGGCGUUGCUGGAGCUGCUGGUCCACCCCGUCUUGGGCCGCGUCCAUCACCUGGCGCUCAAAGAUGAUGUGCGGCAUAAAGUCCAUCUCAACACCUUCGGGUUCUUCAAGGAUGGGUACAUGGUGGUCAACGUCAGCAGCCUCUCUGUCAACGAGCCUGAGGGAGCUACGGACAAGGACGCUGAGAUCGGAUUCAGUCUGGAUCGAACUAAGAAUGAUGGCUUCUCUUCUUACCUGGAUGAAGAUGUGAAUUACUGUAUUUUUAAAAAAAAGUCCAUGUCUUCUGUCACUCUUGUCAUCUUAGACAUCUCUGGAAGCAUAGUCAAGGUCAGAUCCCCACCAGAAGCUGGGAAGCAGUUACCAGAGAUUCUCUUCAGCAAGGAUGAGAGAGUCCCGAGUCGGAGCCAGGAGCCUGCUGUCAGCUCCAACCCCAAACUCAGUGAGGCUCAGAGAACCCUCGAUGGUUUCAAGGCUAGCCGAAGUACAGUGGACUCAAAGGCUAUCACAGAGCGAUCCUUCUCAAUUCACAAGAAUGACGGGACGGUCUCAUUUCAGUUCUUCUUUAACAUCAGCACCGAUGACCAGGAAGGCCUCUACAGCCUUUACUUCCACAAGUGCCCAGGCAGCAACGUGAAGCCUGGUGAGCAGGCCUCGUUCAGCCUAAAUAUUGAUAUCACCGAGAAGAACCCUGACAGCUACCUCUCUGCUGGGGAAAUCCCUCUCCCCAAGUUAUAUGUUUCCAUGGCCUUGUUCUUCUUUCUGUCUGGGACCAUUUGGAUUCACAUCCUUCGUAAGAGAAGGAAUGAUGUAUUUAAAAUUCACUGGUUGAUGGCGGCCCUUCCUUUCACCAAGUCUCUCUCGUUGGUGUUCCAUGCAAUCGACUACCACUACAUCUCCUCGCAGGGCUUUCCGAUUGAAGGCUGGGCUGUUGUAUACUACAUAACUCACCUGCUAAAGGGCGCACUCCUGUUCAUCACCAUUGCUCUCAUCGGCACUGGCUGGGCCUUCAUCAAGCACAUCCUGUCUGAUAAAGACAAGAAGAUCUUCAUGAUUGUCAUCCCGCUCCAGGUCCUGGCGAACGUGGCCUACAUCAUCAUAGAGUCCACUGAGGAGGGCACAACUGAGUAUGGCCUGUGGAAGGACUCUCUGUUCCUGGUUGAUUUGCUUUGCUGCGGCGCCAUCCUCUUCCCAGUGGUGUGGUCAAUCAGGCAUUUACAAGAAGCCUCCGCCACAGAUGGAAAAGCUGCCAUUAACUUAGCGAAGCUGAGGCUUUUCAGACAUUACUACGUCUUGAUCGUGUGCUACAUCUACUUCACCAGGAUCAUUGCCUUCCUUCUCAAGUUUGCUGUUCCAUUCCAGUGGAAGUGGCUCUACCAGCUGCUGGAUGAGACAGCCACGCUGGUGUUCUUUGUCCUGACGGGGUAUAAGUUUCGCCCAGCUUCAGAUAACCCCUACCUGCAGCUCUCUCAGGAAGAAGAUGACCUGGAGAUGGAGUCAGUAGUGACGACGUCAGGCGUGAUGGAGAAUAUGAAGAAGGUGAAGAAAGUGAGCAAUGGUGCUGUGGAACCCCAGGGCAACUGGGAAGGCACCGCGUGACAGCAGGGCUGAGGACUGCUGUCAAUGAAACUAGCUUAUUCAUAGCCUAUCAGUGAGCAAGUGCGUUCCUGACAGAAGGAUGGCAUCUCCCAGCAGUGACACUCCAGACGGCGCUCAGUGCUCAUGCCGAGCGAGUGCCACGGACACACACUUUUGUACUCUUAGGAUCUGGAUUGUGGUGUGGGCUACAGGCAGCUAGGACUGCCCCCAGUGAGGGGGCUUAGAGGAGGAGUGAAGGACUGGCGGCUGAUUUACCUUGCUAAUUGGGAGCCUGGGCCUGUGCCAAGGAGCCCUGUGACUGCUACUCAGAAAGGCUAUGGGGUGGGGGAGUGGGUCUGCGCUGGUCACAGUGCUUUGGAGGCUGGGGAGGGUGUGACUCGCUGCUCUGCCUAGCAUUUAUAAGGCUUUGGGUUCAAUUCCUAGUACCAGGGUGGGGGGGAGAAGAAGUUACUUUGGGAAUCUAGACAGAUAUCUACCAAGGGCAUAAAAGAAAGUCAUUGUCAGCUUUGGGAACAAGAGCAGCAGAAAUGGAUGAAAUUCUUUUAGCCAAAUAGACACCCUAGGUGGCAGGACGCCUGUCCAGGGAGGGCCACUGGUUCCCAAGCACCACUCUAAAUGUCCCCGCCCUGAUAUGAUUUCACUGAGUAAAAUACACCAGUGGUGCUAGAGGCCAGCCGGGAGGACCCAGCACACAGCUGGCUGAAGGGAGAAAGGCCUUGGAGCUCCAGAAGUGGGCUCCAGCUGGCUCUCCUGACUCUACCCCCUGCCUGCCCAGAGCAGCGGCCUGGCUUCCACUCCUUCCACCUGUGUCUUCUGAUCCGAAUCCGAGAAAACAGAACUUUCCUGAAGGAGCAGCUGAAGACAGAAAGGGUAGUGUCUAAACGAACGCUUAGGUAAACAUCCUUCCACAGCUCGAAUGGGCCAGGCAGGACCUCUGAGCCUCAACUGUGUAGUCCAAGCAUGCGUGAAGGGAGUGAGUGUGUUUGAGCCACUCAUGCUCAGAGACCUGAGACAGCCAGAUCUGCUCAGAGCUUGGGCAGGAACACCAGCGGCUGCCUGCAGAAGGCAUGUGACGAGGUCACAGGAGACCAGCUUGACACCUCAGAGCCGCUUAGUGCCCAGGACUUGCAGGUGAGUCACACCUUCAAGGAACAGGCGCUUCCUGGGGUGAGUUACUCUACCUCCCAGUGCAGAAGAUCUCUGUCCUGAAGACAGUGUGUCUGUCUCCACACCCCCAGCCCAAGUCCAUGUCCUAAGCCACCAGUGAGAAGCUGCCGCUUCUGCUGCCCUAGCAGGUCCGUCCCUACUACAGGUGUCCAUCUUGAGGAAGGUAGACAGGCCUGAAGGAUCUGUUUAAGGGACCUUUUUCUCCUAGUUCCUUUGUUUGUUCGUUGGUUUUGUUUAUACUUGUUUAAAGUAUGUGUGGGGAGGGGGUUGUUGAGGAGACAGGGUACUGGUGCUUUGUUUUCUGUGCAUAAGUGUUCCUCCAGCACUGCCGAAGUGUGUUCCUGUGGUGACAUCUAAGCCACAGCCUGCCUCUCAGGGCAGGGUCUUUUUUGGAAGGGGCCUCGUUUCACUUGUUGGGUUUUAGGAGAGCCAGAGGGGAGAAACUGUACCACCCAGCCCACAGAGCUCUCUGGGUGCACAGCUGAGUGACUGUGGGGGGACAGCCUGCUCCUUCCAGAGCAUGAGUGCAUGGGCGAGGAGGUGUGCUACAGCAGUGGCCUCCCGAGUUCUGCCCUGGAACUGCUGUAGUGGGAAGCCAGGCAUGGCGGGGGAAUCAGAAGCCUAACCUGGGGCUGGGAAGACUGGCCUGGUGCCCAGGCUGUGAAAAGGAAAGCUUCCAGCCCUUCAUCCUGCACUGUAAGCGUAUCUCAUCUCCAUCACUUGAGAGCUGUGAGCCAGCAUUCCGCUGUGUCCUUGGGUAGAGAAGUCUGAUUGGAGUCCAUCCGCCCCAGCUCGUGAGCUGCCCUCUGCAGCCUUGAGUCUUAGCCCACCCGGCUCCACACAGUCGUGUUUCAAUGGUAAAGCCCAUGUGUUGGAGGGGCUGAGCAAAAAUGGGGUGUGCAUUGCACUGCCACUGUGGUAUUAAUAGCCCUGCUCUGUGUCUCCCCCCUUCUGCCUGCGUGAGGUAUCCAUACUUUUUUUGAGAGUGCUGUGGACUGGAAGCUGUGGGCUGUGACAUUUAAUAAAGUGUGGAUUUUGCUAGAUAAUU
Messenger RNA from Mus pahari (shrew mouse), 3914 nucleotides. RefSeq names its product G protein-coupled receptor 107 (gene Gpr107). The coding region runs from base 44 to 1699 and encodes 551 amino acids. The transcript is spliced from 18 exons. Lineage: Eukaryota; Metazoa; Chordata; Mammalia; Rodentia; Muridae. Gene Ontology annotation, cellular component: Golgi apparatus; membrane; clathrin-coated vesicle. Gene Ontology annotation, molecular function: clathrin heavy chain binding. The record is from RefSeq and is a predicted model, not a curated record. Gene Ontology annotation, biological process: clathrin-dependent endocytosis.